GCGGCUGGCUGGCUUGCUCGCUCUGCCGGCCGGGGAUUCUCUUGGGGCGCCUCUGGACUCAGCCCGGAAGGCAGGCGAGCAGGUUGCGCGCUUGCAGCAGAGCCGGGGAAGGAGGAGGAGGAGGAGGAGGAAGAAGGGUGGGGGUCUUGGCCCGCCUCCAUGGCUCCCUCGGCCACCCUGAGGCACCUGGGCUUGGCGCUGGGGGCAGCGGUGGCGGCGCUGGGCUCGCUCCUCUUCAUCGCCUGGAAGGUCUACUUCCGAGACGCCAACGACAGCUGCAUCGGGUGGAGGGCGCGCUGGGAGCAGCAGCUGGGAGCCGAGCUGCAGCGGGAGAAGGCGGCUUCCCAGGACGAGGAAGAGCCACAUUCAUGUGAAUAUCAGGUUUUGGUUCUCGGUUUGGACGGAGCUGGAAAGAGCAGCAUUAUCCAUUACGUCUGCAAUACAGAAGCUCAGAAAGACAUAGCACCCACGCAGGGCUUCAACUCAGUGCAACUGCAAGCCAAUGGGCUCCAGCUGGACCUCCUAGAGGUUGGCGGCAGCCAGAAUCUACGCUUCUACUGGAACCACUACCUGAGCAAAGCCCAUGUUCUGGUAUUUGUAGUGGACUCGGCAGAUGGCUCUCGCCUUCCUAUCGCCCAGCAGGAGCUCCACUGCCUGCUAUCUGAGGACUCUCAGUUACCUUUGAUAGUGUUGGCUAACAAACAGGACAAGAGUGAUGCACUGAGUGUGACAGAAUUAAAGAAGGAGCUGGGCUUGCACACGUUGAACAGUCAACGGGAAUUCUUUCUGCUGCCCACAAGUGCCACCCAUGCUGGCUUGGAUACAGCAAACAGUGUUCUCCAUCUGAAAAACCUACUGAUCAAGCUUCUUGCCCAGACCUGAAGGAUUGACAUUUCAAGGAUACUGAAGUCAGGUGGACUUCCCAUGACUUUGUUCUUCACACUCACAGCAGCUGCUGCUUCAGAUAUUUCCCUGCAGAGUAAGGACAAAACAAAAUUCUUCUGGGUAUUCCCUCAAUGUUUUUUUUAACUUACAGGGUCUUGCUGCCCGUAUGACCAUGGAAACUGAACCUACAGUUUGGUGGAAAUAUUGCCGAGGUAGACAGAGUGGCUCACUGGAAAAACAAGUCUUGGAAGAGAGCUAAGAACAUAAUAUUAUGAACUGUAAUAUCAUACAUAUGGUUAGGACUAUCAUUUUGUUUUAUAAGACCUACUGUCAUCAGUAUAGAAAGAAGAAUGAACUUGCCCAGUGAUAAGCUAGUGUUUCCCUUUGUAUGUGGACAGACUGGAAUAUUUUGCCCAAUCCUGUCACUUUGGGAAAUUGGGAGUUAAUUUUGCAGACAUGCUUGGCAGAGAACAGGGUGCAUUAUCUCAGGGUAACUGGAAGCAAAGUCUUAAGUGUGUAAACAGCUGCACCAAAGACUUAUCCCAGUGCUUUUAAAGGAAUCAGUUAUGCUCCUGACCAGUGAUUAUACAAGAUAAAUACCUGGUAGCCUAGCCACCAGCCCAAGACAACUGCAAGGUAAAGUGUGUCAUCACAACUCCACCGCCCACAAACAGCUUUCCGCAGUACUCUUGCAACUAGUGGCAUUUUUCUUCAGUUUUGAGCAGAUGUCCAAAUGGUUUGUUUCCUCAGAACAGUUCCUCUGUAGUACUUAAUAGAAAUGUAUUUGCUGAUUGCUUCCAACGUAAUACCUGUAGCAGGGCUGCAAAUUUCCAAGAAGGGCUACACAAGAGAAACAUAUGUAAGUAGGUGCACGUGAGGAAUUCACACAGGAUAACUUCUACAGCAGUGUAGCUGAGCAUCCCUUUGUCUGCAGCUCCAUUUAAUCUUUAUCACUCAAGGGCUAAGUCCAAUCAUGUGAUUUUGCUCUGCCCUGGAAGCAACAAAGAAUUUGUAAACAGUCGGGGCUGUGGCAUAAGACAGUAAAUCACCCCAUCUGGGCUACCAGUGAUUUUGAACCAGUUACUUCCAGGGUAAACAAAACUGGUCUUCACCAGAUUGCUAUUUCGCCUCUGGAGGAAGGUAUCCAGCCAGCCAGACCUGUGCAGGGAAUUUAUUCCCAGUAGCAGGAAAUUAACCCAGCCAUUACAUUUGCCACUGCUUUCCCUCCCAUAUCCCCUUUUCUGUAGCAGGUGAAUAGAAAUAUUGUCUGAAUAUGCACUAGGCUUUUAUUAAAGCUGACAAUCUCUCAAUCCGCAUUAUUUUAUCCUGUCACAAUAUAUAGGGAUCUUGAUUUGUGACAAUAAAAGCCUCACUUUAUAUGGCCUGUAGAAAAUGAAUAUUGGUAAAUAAUUGUUUACACAAGGUUUUCUGUGUCUCUAAACUUUGACUUGUUACCUCAGAUAUGACAUGUGAAGUCCUCAGAACUGGGAAAAAUUAGAAAAAAUGCAUCAUAGAUAGUAAUGCUGUUAGGAAGGGCAAGCUCAAGGAAUAUUAAGCUAUGGGCCCUUCACUAGACUUAAUCCUGGUCUUCAAAGCUUUUCUGGACAGAUAACCACACAAUAGGCAUUAAUCUAAGCAAGAAUUGUUCUCUCCUGAUGCUUCAGAAAGCUUACCAAGGCCAAUUUUCCUUGUGAGUCUCAACACGAUUAUCUCAGCUUUGGUCUCCAGACCCACUAAAACAGAGGAUUACAUAUUACUGUAAAAAUGUGGAGCAAAGUAAAUCAACAGGUUUUAACAAUGUUUCUGGAUCAACCUAUUUAUAUUCCUUAUUAAACUGUAUUUGAAAAUA
This is a messenger RNA of Anolis carolinensis (green anole), 2734 nucleotides long. It is a transcript of the gene arl10, whose product is annotated as ADP ribosylation factor like GTPase 10. Bases 160 to 882 code for a protein of 240 amino acids. The transcript has 4 exons. The record is from RefSeq and is a predicted model, not a curated record. Gene Ontology annotation, molecular function: GTPase activity; GTP binding. Lineage: Eukaryota; Metazoa; Chordata; Lepidosauria; Squamata; Anolidae.